Vicugna pacos (alpaca) is the source of this 3853-nucleotide messenger RNA. Lineage: Eukaryota; Metazoa; Chordata; Mammalia; Artiodactyla; Camelidae. The record is from RefSeq and is a predicted model, not a curated record.
CCGGCCGGGGGAGACCGCUGCCGCGGCUACUACGACGUGAUGGGUCAGUGGGACCCGCCCUUCAACUGCAGCUCGGGCGCCUACAACUUCUGCUGCGGCACGUGCGGCUACCGCUUCUGCUGCCACGACGGGCCGCGGCGCCUCGACCAGAGCCGCUGCUCCAACUACGACACGCCAGCCUGGGUGCAGACGGGCCGGCCGCCCGCGCGUGCCCGCGACGCCGCCGCGCCUCGGGACCCGGCCCGCGAGCGCAGCCACACGGCCGUCUACGCGGUUUGCGGCGUCGCCGCCCUGCUCGUGCUGGCUGGCAUCGGGGCGCGCCUGGGCCUGGAGAGGGCACACAGCCCGCGCGCGCGGCGCACGGUGACCAGGACACUUACAGAACUUCUGAAGCAACCUGGCCCCCUGGAGCCACUGCCUCCACCGCUGGGCCCACCCCUGGGUAGCUGUGUCCAGGUGCAGAUGGGUGAUGGCCUCCCUCGGGGCUCCCACCACAACAGCACCGGCAAGAAACGCCCCAACAACGUGCCCCUGGGUUCAGCGACACUGGGACCCCAGUGCGCCCCGCGGUUGCAGGGCGGUGGUAGCAUGACGCUGCAGCCAGAAUACACCAAGUACGCCACUCUCAAGGCAGCCGCGCUCAAGGCCACAGAGGCCUCCCCGCAGGACUUCUAUCAGCGUUUUCCCGUGACGGAACCUGCCCGCUGACCGCCGGCGCGGGCCCGGCGGUCCCCGGACUUGCCCGCGCUGCUCGACACCUGCCCCUGCCCACCGGGCUACGCGCCCCCGCCGGCCCUACCCCAUCGGGCCACUACAAAGCCUGGACCCGCCUCCCCCGCGCCCCGGCGGCCGGGCCAGGCGCCCCGGCGCCAGUUCAGCGUGGAGAAGCUGCCCGAGGCCUUCAGCCCGCAGACCCCCGGCCUUUAUGGCAACGCCAGCCGUGGACCCAGGCACUUGAGCACCAACAGCAAAGCCGAGGUCACCGUGUGAGGACAGGGCCGCUGGUUCUCCAGAGACAUUGCAUUGCGGGAAGCCCUGUUUCCCCCUGGGGUUUGCCAGCGAUUGGUGUGGGGGCCCAGGCCACCGAAAGGAGGGGUGCCGUGGGAGGCCAGCCCUUCUGCCUGCCCAAACUGGACUGGGAGCCAGCAGGGCUAAGAAGAGGCCUACCCGGUAAGGCCUGCGGUUCUGUCCUGGGGGCUCUAGGGCCCGGUUUCCUUGCGUAAAUAAACCCUUAUCCGUGGCUCCCAUCCCUGAGAAUAAAGGAGCCCCAGCGUGGCUCUGAAAGGCGCUGAUGAAAGGAGGCUUUGGUCAUUGACUAGACAGACGGCAGUACCAGCAGAGGGCACAGCGUGUGCAAGAGCAGAGGACUGCUCCCGAAAGCUGGCGGGCAAGUGUUCUGGGAGCCAGGGAGAAGCGGCUGGAGAGGGUGGUCAGGGCUGAAUGCCAGGCUUAAUGUCCACACCAGUAGGAGCCAUGGGAGAGAGGGCAGUUAGGCCCCAGCCAUCUUGAGGCUAAUUAAGUACAGGAGGGCUGCUGGGUCCCUGAGGGUCCAUGUCCCUUACCAGUGCUGAGCCCCUCUAGCCGGUCACCCACUCUCCAGCUUGAGGUGGCUGAGCCUGUCUGAUCCUGACACUGUCUGGCCCUGGGCCGGCCCCUGGCCUGCAGGCCACUUGGCUAGCUUGGCCCAGGGCCACCCUCCUGAUGGAUGUGGGCAGUGGGCCGGAUGGACAGCUGGUGCUCGGGAUGGGGGAGCCUCCUCCCAGUAGCUACUCUAGGGGAAAUGAGUAUAGGGAUGCUGGACCCAGAGCCUUGGCAGUGCCCCCAUUGGGGUGCUCACCCCACAAAUGCUUGGCAUUGCCAGCUCUCCUUUCUGCCAGGCAGGCUCCUAGCACCUGGCUGUGGCCCAGGGCAUUGCCAACAGCCUACGUGCCUCAAGUUUCUCUGCACCAGACACUGAUGGGGAGGUCGAGGGCUGGGUUAUGCCCUCAUCGUGUGACCUCAACAAAGCCACCCAGUUGGGCCUAUUUCCCUCCUGUGAAACCUAGGCACGGUAUGUAUACUGUUUUAAUAACAGUGGCCACCAUUUGCUGCUAUUUCUUCCACUUAAUCCUCACUGAAGUCCCAUGGGUGUGUGGCUUUACAGAUGAGAAAACUGAGGUCUUGAGCCCUAAGUAUCUUGCCAAGGUCACCCAGCUGACUCCAAUUUAGGACUCUUCCGUAUUCCACUGCCACAGUGAAUCUGGUGGUGAAAUGGCAGCCACGGGCAGUCUCGGGGAGGAGGGAAGGUUAUGAACAUGUCUGUUGGCAGGGAGGGGCCCCUGCUUCCCAGGGCACAGGCAGUCUGACUGCCCUCCUGCUGGGUGGGCUGCCCUGAGGGCCCCCAAACCCACCAGCUCUUCACUGGUAUGAGGGUCCACCUUGCUGUUUCUUAUGGCUAUUGAGGAAACCAAGGCCCAGAAACCCCAGGACAGAACAUAGCCCAGAGCUCACGGCCAUGCCUGCAGUGAGGACCCCCAUGGCUUCCAGUGGAGAAGGCCCUCACACCUUCAACCCAGGAUGGGGGUGGGUGCCCCUGGGACUAUCCUGCAGCUGUACAGAGCUGGGGGAGGAGGGUGGGUGCUGAGUCAUGGAUCCUGCAGAGACUCACAAAAGGAUUGGGUUCCUGGGCACACAUCAGCCACCCACAGCCACCCACCCCGGUGACAGAGGCCCUGGGUGGGCUGUGCUGGGAGGUAGACGUGGCCUCUUUGCUCAUUCUGAGUCCCAGGGGCCCUGGAUCUCCAUCCCAGGGGGCCAGGCUGAGGCCACAGGUAUGGCCUCCACUGGGAAUGCUGCUGUAAUAAGUGGACAGGGACCAGCUACAGCUGCAACCCCCACCUCCCCCCGGGCUGCUCCGGCCUUGGGACAGUGUAGCCUGCUGUGAAUGCCCUUCAGAGAAGGGAGUGGUGGCUCAGAGAGCUGAGGGUACUUGGCCCAUUUCUCAGCCCCGCCAGAUCACGGACCACAUGCACUUCAGCCGCCAGGCUCAUCCCUAUGUGGCACUCCUGACCCCACCUCCCCACAGGGUCCAGCAUUCUCCCAUCCCAGCACUCCUGGUGGUCUGGUUCCUCACUAGCCUCACAAGGCCCUCACCAUAAACUGGCAUUUUAUGCAUGUUGUAUCAUUCAAACUGGCCAACAGGCCUACAGGGACUUGGUCAAAGGCAGGGGCUGUCAGCCCCAUUCUGCACACAAGGAAGUGGAGGCUGAGGGGCUGCCCUCUCCCUAUCCCCUACGGGGCCCAGCUGGGAAGUACAGGAGCUGGACUUGGAUGUGACUUGCAGGCCACAUUCUCAGUUUCAAUGCCUCCAGGGAGAUGGGGAAACCAAGGUGUGGCCCUCCCAGUAGGGGAGAGGUCUCUCUCUAAAGGGUGAACACAGAAGGGCUUAGCAUCCCAAACCCCAAAGAACUGCUGCUGUCUGCUCAGCAGUCAGCUCUGUGUCCUGCCUACAGUGACCUCUGACCCCAGCAACACCACCAGCACCCGCUUCAUCCUAGGCCCACCCCAGCCCUGGAGUGUUAGCCAAACAGCCGGCAUUGGAAGGAAGGAACCAGGUGUGUGGGCAGGCAAGGAGGGUCCAGCGGAGUGAAGCCUCCCAGGGGCCUCUCAGCAGAGGGAGGAGCUGUCCUCAGUCCCUGACCCCCUGGAGGCCAAGGCAUGCAGCCACCUGGCUAGUCACCACAGCGGUCACGCCACAGACCCGCACACACCUCACGCUGGGUGGUACCAAUCUGUGUUUAUUGAAUAACCUACAUCCAGGACAGUGAAUGAUUCCACAUCAAGGAAGCCACAGGUGUAUCCCCCUUUUUAGUGA